UUUUUUUAAAUAGCAUAGUUUUGUAUAUUCAUUGUAAAUAUGUAAAUAACUUUCUAAAUAAACAGCAUUAAUCCGAAUCUUUUAAGUAAGAAUAAUAAAAUAAACUGGACAUAAAGGUUCAACUAUUUAAUUAUGUAAAACCAGCAUUUUAUAUUAUUUAAAUAUAUCACAUUGGUUAUUUGGAAACAUAUUCAUCUUUAUUCGUUCAACGGAACUUAAUAUUGUAAACAUGGAACAUGGAAGGAAGUGAAAAGCAACCAAACAAACGAAUUAUUUGUAACAACCUUGACACUAUCAAGCAAUCAUUUCUUAACCGUCGUUGCUGUUUAGUAUAUAAAAUCAUUGCCACCGAUGAAACGAUAUCAUUCAGCAACAACUUGUCUAAUCCAACAUGAGAAGAAGCCUUCUUGUGGCAUUUGGGCUUCUGGCCAUCGCCGCCGUCAGCUCGGCCAGGGAGAUCCGAGAGAAGCGGUCGGCCGACCUCGAGGCGGCCGCGUCCGGCCACCACUGGGACAAGGGCGGCGGCCACGAGCACCACGGCCACCACCACCACGACCACGGCGGCGAGCACCACAAGGGACACAAGGGCCACCACGAGCACCACCACGGCAAGCACGGCCACCACCACCACGAGGGACACAAGGGACACCACGGCGAGCACGGCGGACACAAGAAGCACCACCACCACGACGACGGCUACCACCACCACCACCACCACGGCGAGAAGGGCGACCACGGCCACGGCCACGAGGAGCACGGCCACUGGCACAAGGGACACGACACCAAGGGACACCACGGCGUCGAGAAGCACGACGAGUUCAAGAAGGACAAGCACUUCCACGACCACCACGGCGAGAAGGGCUUCCAUGAGCACCACGGCGGCCACCACCACGAGGGCGGCUACAAGAAGGGCGGCCACUUCCACAAGGGCCACAAGCACGGCGGACACCACGAGCACCACCACGGCAAGAAGGGACACCACGAGGACGGCGGCCACCACCACCACCACAAGGGACACCACGGCGAGGGCGGCCACCACGAGCACCACCACCACCACCACGACCAUGACCACAAGGGCGGCCAUGAGGACCACAAGCAUUGGGGACACAAGAAGGGGCACUAAGCUCUUGCUGAAUGUACCUGAACUGAUAAUUGUUGAUAUGUUGCUCAAAUGCGUUUUUGUUAUGUUCUUACGCCAAAGAAUUAAAUUUUAUACAAAGUAAU
This is a messenger RNA of Helicoverpa armigera (cotton bollworm), 1224 nucleotides long. Its product is annotated as histidine-rich glycoprotein-like. The record is from RefSeq and is a predicted model, not a curated record. Lineage: Eukaryota; Metazoa; Arthropoda; Insecta; Lepidoptera; Noctuidae. The transcript has a single exon. Bases 392 to 1123 code for a protein of 243 amino acids.